Columba livia (rock pigeon) is the source of this 5142-nucleotide messenger RNA. RefSeq names its product U2AF homology motif kinase 1 (gene UHMK1). Gene Ontology annotation, molecular function: ATP binding; RNA binding; protein serine/threonine kinase activity. Gene Ontology annotation, cellular component: nucleus; neuronal ribonucleoprotein granule. Gene Ontology annotation, biological process: peptidyl-serine phosphorylation; positive regulation of translational initiation; regulation of protein export from nucleus. Bases 122 to 1399 code for a protein of 425 amino acids. Lineage: Eukaryota; Metazoa; Chordata; Aves; Columbiformes; Columbidae. The transcript has 8 exons. The record is from RefSeq and is a predicted model, not a curated record.
CCGUUUCCGGUGUCAUGGCGGCCGGAGCGCGGCGGCGGCCGGUGGCCGGGCCGUUGCUGGCGGCGCGGCAGCGGCGGGGCAGCGGGAGUGGCGGGGGGGCGAUGUGAGGCGGGACGGCGCCAUGUCGGGCUGCGUGUGGGGCGCGGCGCCGCUGCUGGAGGCGCUGGGCCGCCUGUGGGAGGUGCAGGCGCCGCUGGGCAGCGGCUCCUCGGCCUCCGUCUACCGGGUGCGCUGCUGCGGGGACCCGCGGGCCCCCCCCGGCGCCGUGAAGGAGUUCGUGCCGCCCCCGCCGCGGCCCGGUCCCGCUCGCCGCCCCGGCGCCCGCCCGCCCGCCGCCGACUGCGCUGAGUACGGGUUCCGCAAGGAGCGCGCCGCGCUCGAGCAGCUCCGCGGACACCGGAACAUCGUGACACUGUAUGGUGUGUUCACCAACCACUACUCUGCGAAUGGCCCAUCUCGCUGUCUUCUGCUUGAGCUGCUGGACAUCAGUGUGUCCGAGCUGCUGCUGCACUCCAGCAACCAGGGCUGCUCCAUGUGGAUGAUCCAGCACUGCGCCCGAGACGUUCUUGAAGCCCUGGCGUUCCUGCACCACAAAGGCUACGUACAUGCAGACCUCAAGCCACGCAACAUCCUGUGGAGUGCAGAGGAGGAGUGCUUUAAGCUCAUUGACUUUGGACUUAGCUUCAAAGAGGGCAAUCAGGAUGUGAAAUAUAUUCAAACAGACGGGUAUCGGGCUCCAGAGGCAGAACUGCAGAACUGCCUGGCGCAGGCAGGGCUCCCGAGUGAGACGGAGUGUACCUCUGCUGUGGAUCUGUGGAGUCUGGGAAUUGUUUUACUGGAAAUGUUCUCAGGAAUGAAACUGAAACAUACAGUCCAAUCUCAGGAAUGGAAGACAAACAGUUCUGCCAUCAUUGAUCGCAUAUUUGCCAGUGAAGGGGUGGUUAAUUCAGCCAUUCCAGCUUAUCACCUCAGAGACCUUAUCAAAAGCAUGCUUCAUUGUGACCAAGGAAAGCGAGCCUCUGCUGAGAAGGCUUUAUGCAGCCCGUUCUUCAGCAUUCCCUUCGCUCCCCAUAUUGAAGAUUUGGUGAUGCUCCCCACGCCUGUGCUGAGGCUGCUAAAUGUUCUAAGUGAUGCUUCUCUGCAGUGCGAAGAAGAAUAUGAAGAUAUCCUGGAAGACAUAAGAGAGGAGUGUCAGAAAUACGGACCGGUGGUUUCCUUGCUUAUUCCAAAGGAGAAUCCUGGUAAAGGCCAAGUCUUUGUUGAAUAUGCAAAUGCUGGUGAUUCCAAAGCUGCCCAAAAAAUGCUGACUGGAAAGAUUUUUGAUGGCAAGUUCGUUGUGGCUACGUUUUACCCACUGAGUGCCUAUAAGAGAGGAUAUCUGUACCAAAACUUGCUGUAGGCAGUAGCAACAAUCAGAAGAGUUGUCUUGCUCCUCUUCCUCACGUGUUUUACAAGUUGAAUGUACAAAAGAGCUUCCUAGCCCUGCUUCUGAGUCAUUUGUGAAGGAGAGAUGCAAAGGACUUCACUGGGCUUUGAAACCUUUACUGCUGCUUUGUGAUGUGCGGAGGAGGCCGGGAUGGCUUUCGGCGUGUGCUUGUGUGUGUGUUGUGCUUGCUGUUUACACUGGGUGUGUGGCUUUGCCCUGGUGGGCGCUCGAGCGGCAGGAGCUGUGGCUUGUUGGGAGCCUGGGAGGCCCAGCAGAUCUUGGCAAGCACUUUUUAGUGACUUGAAGUAAGACCAUUUAAAGACUUGGCCUUAGCACUUGACUUUGCUUUGGAGGGAGAAUUUCUUUGUUAAGCUUUCUUAUAAUGCACGUGCUCUUCGCCAGUGCAGAGGAUGAGGAGGAAGGCUUCCCUGCCUUUUGUUGAUAUCUAUGGUAAAUAAAGAAACAGAAAUGCCAUCCUCUCUAAAUUAAACCAGGAAGACUUUUGAGUCUUCACAUCACAUAAAGCAGAGAGAGGCAGUGAAAUUAGAUCUGCUGAGCCUACGGCGUUCCCUUGUCACCGCCUCACAACCCAAGAAGAGCCACCGUCUGAGCUGGCAGCGGUGGCACGCUGGGCUUGGGCUGUGUAGGUGACGCUGCCUGCAGUGAGCUGAACUUGCUUGUAUGCCUGGGGUGCAAAGGGACUGGUGGUGGAUACGUGUCCUCGGAGCAGUGCCAGCCUCGGUCCCAACACCACCUGUAAGCACUUUGUAGCCUGAGGUGAUGUGAAAACCCUGUUGUGUGGAGUUUCUAGCAUAUACCCUGUGCUGGCACUGAUGCUCCCUAGCUCUGAUGCCAAAUAUUCUGUCAUACACAAGCGUCUUUAGGUGAUAUUUUAGGAAAGGAGUGCUACAGCACGCACUAUUCUUUGUGUCUCAGCAGGACUCCUGCCCUGCGAGUCUUCUAGAGAAAGAACAAUAUUUGUCUGUCUUAGGUCCCACGCUUGGCUUUUCCGUGUUGUGUGUUUUGGUUUUGCAUUAACCCACGAGACUCGUAGCUUAGAAGCACUGACACUUUUGGUCCUUCAUAGGUUACACAAAAGGCCUGAGGCAAUCUGAGAUCCUGUAUGGAAAGGGCUUGCUCGUUCAUCAGACUUGGCUGGCCAGGAGAAGGGCUUUGCCAGCAUCAGGGACAACAGCCACGUGCUUUUGGAAAAAAAAAAACAACAACAAGCUGGGCAAGCAGCAUCACUGCUCACCCGCCAAAUGCUCACCUGGCUUCAAGCAGAAGCUCUCUCAGCAGCUGUGGGCAUGGGGUAGGUGGUGGCUGUUUUCCAGGGGCGGGCACUUUGCUCCUGGGGACCACAGCAGGGAACAGCCCUACACAGAGGGGGACCAGCAUGUUCUAGCUUGCAGCCCUGGUACCAGUUUUAGUGAGGAGAGCCCUCGUGAAUUCUUUCCUCCAGUUGAAAUGCCUGCCUGAACCAUUUCUGACCUUCCUUAGAAUAAGACCUGAAUUACCUUGCAGUUUACUUUUUGCAUCUUGCUGAUGCUGGACUUGCUGGAAUCCUGCACUUAAAAUUUUCUCUUGAUUUUUGCCCUGUGUGCACGUGUGGUGUGUUGGGAGAUCCAAUGUCUGUAGCAUUUCAUGAGUCUGAGUUUCUCUCUAUGCUGGUAUAAAGUGCUGACUACUAUGGCCCUUCCCAAACUUCUCCAGAAAGGACCAAUCUCUUUGAAUUUUUUUCUUGCCUUUGGGUUGGUAGGUUUUCCAGGAAAAAAAAAAUCCCACAAUGAGUUUUAAGGUUUGAUUCACUGAUCAGGCUUUUUCUGGGAGUGAUGCUACUUUGGUGUACAUAGCUGUAAAGCAGCUUGGCAUAGAUGGGGUGUGUGGUUCAUUGCUUUUAAUUUAAUUAUCCUUGCAGUGAAAAACCUGUAGUGUCUGGGAGGAAUUGGAUGAUCAACUGGCUGUGGGUUUUUCCUGUGUGAAGAGCAGUGUUUAAAGUACUCUAAGUAUUGGUAGGUAUUGACUGACCUUCUCAGCUCUGGGUUGUUGCUGUUCCUGGCAGGCUGAACCAGUGGUGAAAGCACUUUGUCUCAAAAAUUCCUGCGUUGAAUGCCAUCAUGUCCACAGCAUUAAGCUGGCUAUGGGUGUGCCAAGAGCUCCUGUCCCACUGAGUGCCAGCCUGCGUGGGGACACAGCGUGUGGGGUCUGUCACCUAUAGCGCUGCUGGGACAGGGAGAUCUCAUGGUGCAGGUGCAGAACUUGAAUGCAUUUAAGUUCUCACAUGCAUUUGUCUGGGACUGUGAGCUGCUCUGCCACCUUUCAAGCAUAUCUCUUUUAGUCAGAAUUGCACUUUGGAUUUGCAAUUAUAGAGCUGUGCCAGGAUUAAUCUUUAGAGAAGAGCUACAACCUGUUUGUGCAGCAUGGUAGAGCUGUUCCACCAGAGUUUGGCUGGGCUAUUACUCAGCUUCUUCAAUAGGAGCUAAAUAAAAUUUCAAGAUGCAAACUUCUGCCACCAGAUUUUCUCUCCAGAUGCUCAUUGGCCAGGCUUGGGAACUGAGCUGGGCAAAAACCCCAAAGCUGCUUGUUUUUUCUUUUCUUCCUGGGAAGAGCUGAAGAUGCUGAUCUCUGUCCUGUCACUGGAUCCAGCCGCUCGCUUCCCUCUGUGGGCUGUGGGAUACAGGCAGGUUUAGAAACUCCUCAGAGCAGAAGCAUUUUAUCAUUAUCCCUCACCUUCUGCCUUCAGAGCCUUUUUCUCUCAAGCUGAAGCUCUGGUGUUUCAGUGAUUUAUUGGUGGCUUGGCAUAAGUUUCAACCCUGCUAAAACCUGCGAGCUUCUUAACUCUAGAUUGUAUCUGAAGUGUUUAUGGUGAUUCAAUCCAAGGUGUCUGUCGUGGCGUGUGCCUGAGUGGGCCUGGCUUUUGUCUCCAAAUUACUGCCCACUCGAGGUGCGGGGGUGUUGUGGCUUUCCGCUCGAAUGCUUGCUGGGUUUCUUGGUCUGUGCUGCUGACCCGGCUCCCUCCACACAGCCCGAGGUGGAGCAACAACCUGCGUUUUCCUUGCUAGGCAACAGAUGUGCAAACCCGUAGGCUGCUUUUGAGGGAGACAUCUGCUGUGGGGAGGAAUGGGAUGGAAGAUGAAGCCUCUGGAGUGAUGCAGGGGGACUGGCGCUGCCCCAGUGGGGUGCCAGGGCAGGCACCCAGCCCUCCUGCCCGGGAGGAGGCAGCCCAGGGGGCUGGGUCCCCUUGAAGCUUGUGUGUUGAAUGGGAAACACGUUGGCACUCUGCUAUUCCUUGGUGGUGUCUGGGUUUCAUACUUCAUCUGAUGCAAAAUCUCACUGCCAAUCGAAGAAUAGCUGUCCUUCCUCUGCCACUGACAUCUGGGGCAAUGAGAAAGUUCUUUGCACUUCCACCUAUUUAUUAUAUGCAAGGAGGGUAAUUGGUUUUAAAAUCACUGGCUGAAGCACAAGUCAGCUUCAAUCUUAGUUCUAUUCCGGAUUUUAUUCGUGCUGGUUUCCAGCCUCUUAACAACACCUGAGCACUGUGUUUCACCCAGGUUGUCUUUCCAGGGGGUUCAGCAGAAUUCCCCCCCGCUGUGCUGGAUCCUGUAGCCACGUGCCUCCCUUCAGGUUCCAUGUCAACUCUUGUGUCCCGUCAUGCACCAUUGCUGAGCAGACGUGUGCUUGAUACAGGUGAUUAAUAAACGAUGCUUCAGUAUGAA